AUGAUCACCAACGAUGUGGACGUGCCCGUUGACUGGUUGUACAAGGGAUCGAAGCCGCACAAGAAGGCGCGGCGCAAGAACCGCAGCGCUGUCGCUGUAGCCGGCGCCGCGGGAAAGACGGAGAGGUCGCGGUCGCUCUCUAUAUCCAAUGCGUCGCUCUCCCACGGCAUGUACGCUGACCCUCACGCCAAGCGUGUUUCUGGGACUAUGGCCAUACCAAGGGCCAUGGCUGGGGCCAUAGCAGGGGCUGGGGCUGUGGCCAUAGAAGACGACGACGAAGUAGAUAUACGUGCAGAUGGAGGUCCCGGUGCACGCAUGCCCGCCUUGACCAAGACACAUAGCUUAAAUCAGGAGACAAAGGACGAAGUGCCGGUGCUGACGCCGCCGCCCACGCCCACGCAGUCGCGCAACUCGCCGUCACUGGUGUCCGUGAAGAGAAGCGCAUCCACAAGCUCAAAGCCAAAGAAGACCUCUCUGUUCGGGUCCUUGUUCGGAAGAAGCAGGUCGUCUUCGCAGAGCAACGACACCGAGAAGAAACUAGACACUGCAAAGAGAUUGGCCAUAUCAACAGCCUCCGAAAAGAAAACUUACCCACAAGAGCUGUUGACACCAGCUUCCCCGGUAAGUGCAAACUCGCCAUCACCAGAUAUACGGCGCUCCACAUCGAUUACAAAGUCCGCCAAGGAGCAUAGAGCAAGAAAUAGUGACAACACCACCACAGAUAAGAACACUCACCAGGAAACACAAAAGGAAUCGGGAUCACGAGAGAGACCCACAGACUUGACUAAGAUCUCUUUGAAAAGAGUCAAAUUUGCAGUAGAUAAGUUCGAGACCGACCCACCACAGCAAUUGCCCUCCAGAACACCCAAACCAGGCAACAUAAUGAUUCCUGAUGACAUGAUAAGUGAACUGCCGGCUAUCUCUGUAGGUAUCACAAGCAACCAGCAAAAGAAUAACCUUGGCCCUCAGUUCACAAAGGAUUCCAUAGAAUACAAACGAGCUUUGGAGAUCCACCAAAUUGCAUUGAAAGAGGCUGAAAAACAUCAGCAAGAAGCCCACCACGCCGCUAGAAGAAUAGCCCAUGAAGUUUCAAACUUCUCAAAUGGGAAACAAGCCUCAGCACCAGGGUUCAUGCUAAAUCUCGUGGCACAAUCGGACCAGUCAAAGAGAGACCAAAACUCAGCUGUACAUGAUACGGACAUUAACAUUGACUUAAGUGAAAAGCUAAAUAAGACAGGAAUUGAUUUACCAAUCCACAUGCAUGAACACCAUUUUGAUGAUCCUGGUAGUACUUUGGAAGGAAAUCAAGAAAUCACUCUUGAUGUGGUAUAUACCAGAUGCUGCCAUCUAAGAGAAAUUUUACCCAUUCCAUCUACUUUGAAACAAGUUACCGAUAAGACAGCUCCUUUACAAACAUUAAAAUUCUUGAACCCCAAACCAACAUUAAUUGAUAUCUUAUCAUUUUGUGAUUUCAUUGCAAUAGUUCCAAUUCAAACUAUAGUUUUUGACAAUGUUAAUUUAUCAACUGAAAUGUUUAAGAUUGUAAUUUCAUCAGUUGCUUACUCCUCUGUCUUGGAGAAGAUAAGCCUGCGCAAUGUUACAAUGAAUAAGGAAAGCUGGCAAUUAUUGUGCAAAUUUUUGCUAACCAGUCAAUCCUUGAACAAGAUCGACAUCUCUCAAACAAGAAUCAAACCUGAAACUGGGACUGAACUGUUAAGGUCCAGUAUGGAUUGGGAUUUAUUUGCUAAAACACUCGCGAAAAGAGCUGAACAUUUAAGGCCCCUUGAAGAAAUAUUAGUAAAUGGAGUUAAUUUUGAUAAUAUUCCAUUAGAAGACUUUCAAAAUUUCCUUAUUACGUUCGCUACACAGAAACAUUUAACAAAUGGGAUACGACUCGGUUUGGCUAACGCUACAAAGUCAAUUUGCAGUGUUCAACACUACAAGUUUUUACUGGAAUGGAUGUCUAACUACAAUGUGCAAGGUGUUGAUUUGGGCUUUAACGACCUCUCAAACUUGAUAAAGCCAACAUUAGGAAAACUUUCCAGCUUAACUUAUCCAAAUUUGCAUUAUUUUACCUUAAACUCCACGAAUAUCCAAUCCACCAACGAUAUGGCUUUGUUGCUAAAAGCACUCUCGAAGCUACCAAAUCUAGAGUUUUUAGAUUUAAGCAACUUACCUCAAGUCUUUCCAGAUAUCUUACCAUACAUGUAUAAAUAUUUGCCUCGUUUCCCACAACUGAAACGUUUGCAUAUCGAUAACGAAAACAUGACAUACAAGGAAAUGACAGUUGUUUGUAAUCUUCUAGCUAAAUGUACUGGCUUGAUUCAUGUCUCAAUGUUAUCUCAAAAACCACCAAUGUCAGAAACGGAGAGCGCUGAAAAUCUUUCUACCAACGGCGACUCCAAUUCAGGUACUGUGUUUGCCAAGAAUAACUUCUCAGCAACCUUAUAUGCUUUUGUUAGGGACUCUCCUAAUUUGGUAGGGCUGGAUAUUGAUUACAGUUCCAUAUCUGACGAAGUUAGCUCAAGGUUGGCAUUAUGUUUGAUGCGUAACAUGAGAAGGACCAUGGACUCUUCAUUUCAACUUGAUGAGCUGGAUUCUCAAGAUGAAUUACUAUUUGAUGGUAGUUUGGUUACCAUGACAGCUAAGGAUGUCCUCGAGAGGUUAACGCAAUUGAACACAAAACAAAUCAUCGAAAAGAAAGAUGCUACAAAGAGGUACCUUCUUAAGAAAUAUGUUCAAAAACUUCACAAAAUCCACAAUAAUGUCCAACAAACGAUUGACAAUCUGUUUGAAAAAAGAAAAUCGGGAGACUUACCAAUGCAAGAGAAAGAGAAUCUUGUAAGAUUGAUCCUAUUGGAAAAGAAUUUGGUUCAUAUUCUUGACAUCUUUGACAAUAUGCCAAAUCUAUCGGAAGUACUGGGUGAGAACAAAAUUGCUUCAAGCGACUCCUUAGUCGAUCAUCCAAACUUGAGACAUGUUGUUGAAACUGAUAACUUAAAUGAAAAUAGUAACGAGAGAGAUCUACAGGUGAAUGAGAAUGAUAACUUACAACAAAGACCCCAUCUCAUGGCUACCGAAUCCGGAAGAACAAUCGACACACUAACCGGAAGGCCAGUAUUCUCCCGUAGAUCGUCCACAACUUCACUAGCCAGCAAAAAGCAGGAGGAAGAAGAAGGUGACUUCCACAAAUGGGGCUUCUACAUCCAGCAGCAGAAAGCUUUAUAUCCUGAUGGUGAAUCUCAGUACGGCGAAUCAAGUGCUGUGUCUGCAUCGACCUCUCAGACUACCUUACCAUCCAUUGAUAGUAAAGAGAAGAAGAUUUUCACAAAAUUACCAUCAGGGCCUGAAUUAAGAACAGCCAUAAUCAAGGCAAAAGGUGUAAGUUCCAUCGAAGAAUUAAUCCAGAAGAUCAAUGACUACCAUUGCUGUGAUAUCGAGAGCUUGUAUAACAUUUUGAAACAGAACGAGUUAGAAGGUAACGGUAUUGUCACAUCUGAAUCGGAUUUAACAGAUAAUGAGCGAGAACAUCUCGAAGGUGCUGUCAAGAAUAUCUAUGAGCAACUAUUAAACAAUGCAUCAAUGAAUCGUGAUGUUAAGAAGGUCAACCAAUGA
Molecule: messenger RNA, 3615 nt
Organism: Nakaseomyces glabratus
Lineage: Eukaryota; Fungi; Ascomycota; Saccharomycetes; Saccharomycetales; Saccharomycetaceae
Gene: GIP3
Product: protein phosphatase regulator GIP3
Source: RefSeq, a predicted model, not a curated record